CUCACACACACACACACGCACACAGAGCAACAGGCAGUGAGAAGAAGCCCACCCCACCAAGCGCAAGCAAAGCAGAGCAGAGCGGAAACACGUCAAAAACAACACACCGCAUCGGGCGCAUCCGCUUCUAUCAGGAAGACAACAAACGCCUCAUCGUCGUAAGGGGCACGCGAACCACACAUCAAAUGUCUUCGGCGUCUGCCAAAGCAAAGGCAAAGCUGGAGGAGGUCCUCGCGGCCGCCAAGGGCGACGCCUCAACCUACCCUUCGAACCGCGUGUGCGUCACGCGCCACCCUUCGGCCGGACCGUGCGACAUGACGAAUACCAUGUCGCGCCGCCGCUCGAGCACCACGAGCCAGGGCUCCGCCUCCGAUGGCCGCGUCAAGACGUUUCUCAAGAGCAUUGUCUCGCCGCCUGCGUACUAACGCGUGGGUCGCCGUGGUGCUGGUCUCUGCGUACGGGGUGCUGUUUACCUGCCGGGGCGUCGUGGGGAGCGGCGGCGGCGGAGGCGGUAGAGGCGUCGGGGCAAGACAGAUUGGUCCUCGAGAUGACGAGGUGGGCGUUAUCGCGGGUGGUGUGAAGAAAGAUUGACCGAUAUCUCGGCUGGACCGCGGUGAAUAAGGGAGGGUGUCGUUGGAUGGGAAGACGAGGGGCAACACCCUUUGCUGGUUGCACCACCGCAGUCACGGUUUGACAUAUCUUUGGACGGCUGGUACGUAACAUUAAUAUAUAUAGUCCGUUGCGGUCUCGCCGCUUUCAUGCGCUGG
Messenger RNA from Purpureocillium takamizusanense, 767 nucleotides. RefSeq lists its product as uncharacterized. The transcript is spliced from 2 exons. The coding region runs from base 186 to 425 and encodes 79 amino acids. The record is from RefSeq and is a predicted model, not a curated record. Lineage: Eukaryota; Fungi; Ascomycota; Sordariomycetes; Hypocreales; Ophiocordycipitaceae.